AUGGGCAACAAUCAGACUUUUACAAAACCUCACAUUGGAACAUGUUGGUCAAGCGUGUUUGCACCGAUGGGUCCUGUAAAAGAACCGCCGCCAAUGUUUGCAUGCUUGUUCGUCGCUGCUCUUGGUCUCUCUGGUAUGUUGCUGUCCACGAGAAUAACCGAAGGAGGCAAGUUUCUGUACUCUGCUAUGUUCGGCUAUGGCAUAUCCAGUUGCUGCUUCCAUUGGAAUUUGUGGGAGGGCUUCUACCGAGUCCUUGAUGUCCAACUUAACUUCCUCCAGGCCAUCAACAUUGUUUACAUGAGUUGCAUCCCCGAAGAAGAACACCUAUGUUACAAGAUAUCCUCCUACUUGCUGAUCAUGUUCUUCUCUAUUUACCCAUUCUUUGCUCAUGUUUUGGGAAUUACUUUAGAGCAGUCUUGGAUCUCUUGGAUCACAUUUGAUGGGAUUUGGAUUUUCGCUUUAAUCGGAUUGAUGAUCAUUUGGUGCCUACGGGACCACUUAGGAACGCCAGGACACCCGAGGCGACAAGCAAUGUUCAAUCUAGUAUGGAAAACCAUCAUCUCAGUUAUACUGGCGUACCUCUUCUGGAUCCUUGAUGAGGUGGUAUGUGUGCAACAUGGUAACCACAGUGUCGCCAUUGUCAUCUUUGGACACACUCUAUGGCACGUGUUCAUUGGGUUCGGCUUUUACUACAUGACGACCCUCAUAGUCUUCCUACGAGCUCAAAACUUGGGUGUUUACCCUAGAGUCCUCGCCUGGCCCAAGUGUUGCAUUAUCUUCGUUGUGGUGCAAUACGAGCCCAAUCGGUAUUCAGACACCUUGCCACCAGGAAGACUUGAUGGUGGCAAGAUUGCCUUGGGGGCGAGUCUUCCUAGUGGCGAGUCUUCCCGGUGGCGAGAUGACGGUAGACUUCCCAAUCUGAGGCUUAAGGAAACAACACCAAAGAAGGAACACUGAUUAUCUGUGUAUUGUGAUGGUUAGUGCCCGAUGUUUCCCUCGUGUGAAAAUCCUUAGAUUUUAGUUUUUUUAGUAGACAUGUUAAUGAAAGCGUAAUAGACAAACAGUAAGUUCCGGUUACUACUUAAAAACUUCUAGUAAAUGAUAUAAACAUAACAAAUGUAGGUUGGAUCUUC
Molecule: messenger RNA, 1133 nt
Organism: Pocillopora verrucosa
Lineage: Eukaryota; Metazoa; Cnidaria; Anthozoa; Scleractinia; Pocilloporidae
Biological process (GO): ceramide metabolic process
Cellular component (GO): membrane
Molecular function (GO): hydrolase activity, acting on carbon-nitrogen (but not peptide) bonds, in linear amides
Source: RefSeq, a predicted model, not a curated record